AUGGUUGAAGAUCAAAAUCAAAAUCAAAACAAUCAAAACCAAGAUACCUCACCAGAUGCAACUAGUUCUCCGUACAUCAAUCCAUCACAAAAUAUUGGACCUGCAUUGGUGCUUGUGGCGUUCAAUGGAGUUGGAUACAGAUCAUGGAGGAGAUGUGUGCUCAGAGGAAUUUCAGUGAAAAAUAAGAUGAAUUUCAUCAAUGGUAAAAGCAAAAGACCAGCCUUAGAUGAUCCAACCUAUGAACAAUGGGUAAGGUGUGACGAUAUGGUCACUUUGUGGAUACUGAAUUCGCCUUCUAGGGAUAUUGCUGAUAGCUUACAGUAUGUCAACAAUGCAAGGGAACUCUGGCAGGAGCUAAAGGACAUGUAUGAUCAAACCAAUAGUGCUAAACGUUAUCAAUUGCAAAAGAAGAUCAAUGAUCUAAGUCAAGGAACACUAGAUAUAACUAGAUAA
Messenger RNA from Lycium barbarum (goji berry), 453 nucleotides. RefSeq lists its product as uncharacterized. The coding region runs from base 1 to 453 and encodes 150 amino acids. The record is from RefSeq and is a predicted model, not a curated record. NCBI's taxonomy places the organism in Eukaryota, Viridiplantae, Streptophyta, Magnoliopsida, Solanales, Solanaceae. The transcript has a single exon.